GUAGGGUCGGGUAGGCAUAUAAAUAAGUUGCUCAAGACCAUUCCCUUAUUCCACACCUUCACACAACAACACAAGUUUGUGUUUUUCUCUCAAUCAAACACUGCAAAAUGGCUAAGGUUUACCCUCAGUUACCCACUUCUCCUCAGAAUCAGUGUCUCACAUCCAAAAGAGAAACCUACACUCUAUGGUUGAAAUCACUCGUCUUCCACUCCAAUGGAUGCACUGUCUAUGACUCAAAUGGUGACAUCGUUUACAGAGUUGACAACUAUGACAGAAAGGGUAGAAGAGAAGUUAAUCUCAUGGAUCUACGAGGCAAAGUUCUCUGCACCAUAAAGAAGAGAUUACUAGCUCUUGGAUGUUGGGAAGGACACAGAUGCAUCAGUUCAGAUUUUGGCACCCAGGAACAACCAUGGUUCCAAGUAAAAAGAUGUAACCAAAUGAUGAAAGGGAAAGUAGCUUGCCAAAUUUCUGUGGGGUGCCAGAAAUACAGCAUAGUAAGAAUCAGUGGCAAAGCAGAAGCAUUUAGGAUCGUGAACAUUGAUGGACAAAUUGUUGCCGAGGCAAAGCAGAAACACUCACCCUCAGGUGUUGUACUGAGCAACGAUGUUCUAACGUUGGAUUUGGCUGCUGGCACAGAUCAUUCUCUCAUAAUGGCUUUAAUCACAGUAUAUGGGUUGAUAUGCGGUAUAAUGUAAAAAGAGAAAGUUGCUUCAGUUUGAGAUACACACAAUUCAUCGGAGACUGAUUUUGCUUGGCCUUUGUGACUGAUCUAAUGUUAUUCCAAGUUCACUUUGUAAAUUUUCUGAGUGACAAGUUUUGUAAUCAGAAUUAUUUUCUUAGUUUGUAUAGAUAUAGUAUAUGUAUAUGUAUACAUAUAUUGUUUACAGAGGAAACACGAAAUACAAUUUGUUGUACACUGGAUGUUUGGAAUUUGACCAAAUGUUGUGUUUUUACUA
Vigna unguiculata (cowpea) is the source of this 956-nucleotide messenger RNA. RefSeq names its product protein LURP-one-related 4. The record is from RefSeq and is a predicted model, not a curated record. Lineage: Eukaryota; Viridiplantae; Streptophyta; Magnoliopsida; Fabales; Fabaceae.